Messenger RNA from Pisolithus orientalis, 1185 nucleotides. RefSeq lists its product as uncharacterized. Bases 1 to 1185 code for a protein of 394 amino acids. NCBI's taxonomy places the organism in Eukaryota, Fungi, Basidiomycota, Agaricomycetes, Boletales, Pisolithaceae. The record is from RefSeq and is a predicted model, not a curated record. The transcript is spliced from 9 exons.
AUGUCUACCGACAUCUUUGACUGUGGUCUACAAUUUUACGGUGAAGUCCUUACGUUCGACACCGGACACCCGAAGAAGAAAGCCAUUUCGUCUUUUAAACUUGAAGAGCUUGCACUUGAAGACCGCGAUCCCGUUCCCCCUUAUCCAACUGAACAUGAAGCACUGACGACGAUCAAUGACAUCCUCAACUCUCCCCAAGCCAAGUCAGAACUCCGAACGGCGGUCAGAGAUCUGGGAGACUCUGCAUAUUCGAUAGAAGUAUGCUUCAAGAACAUUGCCGAAGGCCUGCAGAAGGCCCUGAGAGGAGUCACUGCAACGCAAGCGCAAGAUUUGGAGAGAUUCAUCGCGGAAUGGUCCGUUCAUCACAAGACUUACAAUACCCUCCUUUGGGAGUCCCGCCGUGUGGCCGGUCAUGCCCGCGCGACUGCAAAAGAUUUCUCCGACAAUUUCUUGGACCUGAUGGCCGCAACUGAUGUCACACUUGACGAAAAGAAGGAAGAGAUCGAGGCGUAUCGGCAGUACCUGCAGGAAGAUGUGAAGAAGAAGUCCGCAAAUCUUUCCCAGAGCUUUUACGAUCUGCGUGAAGCUGUGAAGCAGUUUCAGGACGAUUUGAUGGGCUUGCUGUCCUCCGGUCAGGCACUGGAGCAAGAAGUCCAAGAGAUAAUGGCGAACAUCGACAAACUUACACGGGAGAUCUCCGAACUCACGAAGAAGGCUUUCCUCAGUUCCAAUUCCAAGGCAGGCCUCAGCAUAGCCGGAGCAGGCGUCCUUGCACUCAGUGUAAUCUGCCCCCCUCUGUUUAAUAAACAACGCGAGGGAAUAGCUUCCGAUGUCCGGGACGUGAACGCGAAAAAAGAGGAGUUGAAGCUGCAGCAAGAGCUACUCGUGGAACGGCAAUGUUCCUUGGAUGGGAUGCGUAAAGCCCACACUAUCCUUGACCCUCUGAAAUCCGACAUGGAGCUGAUCAAGGAAAAACUGGUAGUGUUUGGAAAAAUUUGGCAGCUCAUCCAUGCGGACAUCAAUGCGAUCGAAACUGACCUUACAUCUGCAACGAAAGGUGCUCGUGUCAGAUUGUUCCGCAUCCGACUGAAGACGAUGUCAUCCACAUAUACGGCACUUGCGGACGCUCUUUACGAGUUUGAGACCAAUGUUCAUGUCCAGGAUGUCGCCAUACUCGGUGACUAA